AUGCCACAAUUAUUUGAUUAUUUAAAUGGAUUUUAUUUGGAUUGUUAUGAAUGUCAUAGUAAUCGACCUGGUUGUGGUGAAAAACUUGAUUGGAUAUUAAUGCGUUGGAAACGUUGUAUUGCACCAGGUGGAAGUAAAUGUGUUAAAAUAAUCGAACGUUCACCUGAUGGUGAAAUUAAUUAUAUACGUGGUUGUAUUAAUCAAAUUGAAGCUCUUCGACCUGAAAUGCCAACUGUAAGAGAGAAUGGAUGUUGGGCAGCAAGUGAUAAAUAUAUUGGUCUAGCUUAUCGUCCUUGGUACGUUCAAACAGAUGAGCCUGUCUAUUGUUUUUGUGAUGAACGUGAUGGAUGUAAUACAGCUGUACGAUCUCUGAUAAAUUGUGAUCCAUCAGGACAUGAUCCAGUCGAAUGUGCUACUUUACUUGCUGAACGUAGUGUAACUUUAUAUACAAUCGGUUGUGAACCAACAGCUACACCUUAUCGUGAUUUUUUUAUGGCCCUUGCUUUCAAAACCGGUAGUCAAUACAUACCAUUGGCAAAUUGUGGUGAUUUAGCUGCGAUUAUUGUUGGUUCAGCAAAAGAAGAGAUUUCUUUAGAACGACUAAUAGCACAAGUGCAUGAAGAAGUCAUGCAUGAAGCUGUCUUACGUGGUGGUUCAGUAGAUGAAACUGAACUUACUCGUCGUAUACAUGAAGUAAUGCAGGGUGGCGGUGCUAAAGCACGUCGUUUGAAAAUGAAUAAUCACGAUGGAACAACAAGUAUUCCAGCAAUAACACCUAAUGCUGAAUAUCUUUCGACGCUUGGAACAUUAAAAGAAAUUGGAAUAAAGUGGAUAUAUAAAACUAAAACCAUUGCUACUCCUGUUGUUCCAGUACUUGAAGGAUUAUUUGGUUGCGAUACAAAAUUUGCAACAGCAAAUCCUCCAACACCACCUGCAGUCAAAUCAGUGAAAAUAAAAACUAAAAUACCAAAUAUAAACUUAAAAGAUGAUGAAUUACUCGAUAUUAGUCAAACUCGAAGACUCGUCCGUAAAUGUGUUGCUCGUAAUAAACUCAAAUCCACUUAA
Messenger RNA from Rotaria sp. Silwood2, 1065 nucleotides. The record is from the annotation of a GenBank genome assembly. Lineage: Eukaryota; Metazoa; Rotifera; Eurotatoria; Philodinida; Philodinidae.